Messenger RNA from Effrenium voratum, 1224 nucleotides. Lineage: Eukaryota; Dinophyceae; Suessiales; Symbiodiniaceae. The record is from the annotation of a GenBank genome assembly.
AAGCCGGCUCGCCCCUCUUCCGAAGCCAAAAGCGUUUCCGACGCCAUGCUCCGCUCGCUCCUUGCACUGGCCGUACUGGCCAAUGGGGAGGUUCAGCUGGAGCAUGACGACGAGUGCCUUGCCCGAGAAGGCGAGGGAAACUGCGCUCUGUCGGCGGCGCAGCUGCGCACAGCGCGGCUCAGCGAGGAACUGAAGCCGGCCAAGGAAGCAGCUUCCCACGAGCAAAAAGACUUGAAGAGAAAGCCGGAGCUUCUGCGCGAGAGCCACAUGGCUCCACCGGCCCAGCACGACGAGCACGAGCCCGGCGCCGUGGCCUUGGGGCCGGAGGCCAGCUACUCCAAGGAGGAGUUGUUGCAGCUCCUGGAGCUGCACAAGCAGCGCAUGAACAGCUCCAUGAACAGCUCCUGGGGCUCCUCCUCCUCCUCCUCCUCCUCCAGCUAUGCCAAGUUCGCCAGCUCGUGCUACGGCUUCACUGGCGGCACUUGCACCUUUGCCAGCUGCAACAGCGACCGCAUGGCCGUGUGCAGCAGUGGGAAGUGCAUGUGCCCGAAUGGGUGCACCGGUGCCGAUGGCAGGUGCUAUCACACGCCGAACAUGCUGGUCAGCACCAGAUUUACCCUCACAAACGUAUACUGGCCAAGCUACAAGAUGUACUUCCAGCGCAUCACCACCUUUGGUCAGAUGAGCACCUCCAACAUGCCCAGCUUUUCCUUCAUGGGCUCGGAUGAAUUUGACCUGUACCGGGUGCCAGGACUCUUCAACGGCAAAGCGCUGUUCAUGAUUGCAUCGCACAAGUGGCCAACCUAUGUGCUGGCGAUCCGCGCCACCACGGGCACGGCCUUCAGCCCCUUCGGCACCUACUCGGUGGAGCUCAAGGACACCUCCGCGCCCUGGAAACCCGAAGACAUCAUGCUCCAGGUCUGCUCGAUGGCGAGUAGGGGAAAGCCCACCGCCAUCAUGAUUGGAAGCGCUGGCUCGUUGAAGAGCAUUUGGGCCUAUGUGCACACGGGCUCCUGGGGCGUGUGGGGUUCCAUCACGGACCCAGGCCGUGGUGGGCAGUGGGAUGCCAAUCCGCCCCUGCCCUACGGCGCCAUCCCGCCCUGCUGAGCGGCUUGCUGCACAAUUUUGAGACGGGUUCCACCAGGGAUCCUGAGCAACUCAUAGUCUUGUCAAGGCACAAGCAUCUUUGUUAGAUCAUUCAAGCUUAGAGCGCCUCUUGGUAUA